Messenger RNA from Cherax quadricarinatus, 461 nucleotides. Lineage: Eukaryota; Metazoa; Arthropoda; Malacostraca; Decapoda; Parastacidae. The record is from RefSeq and is a predicted model, not a curated record.
UAUAAAUUAUUUUUUCUCAGAACUUGUGGAUAGAAAGAAUUACAUACACAACAGAGUUUGAACUACCUGGCAUUCUCAAGUGGUUCGAGGUAGUAGAUCAAAAAAUGGAUCAGCUGUGUCCGCCACAAUAUGCAUGUGAAACUGUCGAGCGCAACAACAAACAAAUCCGACAGAUUACCCUCCACUACAGAGCAAAUCCUCAGGACAAUAUUCAGCCCUUCACAAUGAGAUUACAAGGAACAAUAGAUGCAGCUGUUAAUGGAGGCGUGGCUAAGUAUCAAGAUGCAUUCUUUGGUCCAGAUUAUCUAGUUAUGUACCCUGAAAAUGCCGACCAUGUUAACAGACUCAAGGUUCUUCUCUCUGAUCAAACAAUGAUUCUGGAGAAUGCCUUGGAUCUCCACGGUAAAAUAGCUCCAUCUGCCAACCAACCACUCCACAGAAGGCUUGUUGAUGUAAGUUGA